Loxodonta africana (African savanna elephant) is the source of this 2109-nucleotide messenger RNA. It is a transcript of the gene FLRT2, whose product is annotated as fibronectin leucine rich transmembrane protein 2. The record is from RefSeq and is a predicted model, not a curated record. Bases 94 to 2076 code for a protein of 660 amino acids. The transcript has a single exon. Gene Ontology annotation, molecular function: protein binding. NCBI's taxonomy places the organism in Eukaryota, Metazoa, Chordata, Mammalia, Proboscidea, Elephantidae.
AAACAGAACCUGGUCCAUUUGUUUUGGUUUUUCUGUUUAUUUUUUGUUUUUUAUUUUCCUCACCGCAUUGUGUUUUAUUUCUUUACUUCAGAAAUGGGCCUACAGACCACAAGGUGGCCCAGCCCUGGGGCUUUUUUCCUGAAAUCUUGGCUUCUCAUUUCCCUGGGACUCUACUCACAGGUGUCGAGAACCCUGGCGUGCCCGAGUGUGUGCCGCUGUGACAGAAAUUUUGUCUACUGUAAUGAGCGAAGCUUGACCUCAGUGCCUCUUGGGAUCCCGGAGGGCGUAACCGUACUCUACCUCCACAACAACCAAAUUAAUAAUGCUGGAUUUCCUGCAGAACUGCACAACGUACAGUCAGUGCACACCGUCUACCUUUACGGCAACCAACUGGAUGAAUUCCCCAUGAACCUUCCCAAGAACGUCAGAGUUCUCCAUCUGCAGGAAAACAAUAUCCAGACCAUUUCACGGGCUGCCCUUGCCCAGCUCUUGAAGCUAGAAGAGCUACACCUGGAUGACAACUCUAUAUCCACAGUGGGGGUGGAAGAUGGGGCCUUCCGGGAGGCUGUUAGCCUCAAGUUGUUGUUUUUGUCCAAGAAUCAUUUGAGUAGUGUGCCUGUUGGCCUUCCUGUGGACUUGCAAGAGCUGAGAGUGGAUGAAAAUCGAAUUGCUGUCAUAUCAGACAUGGCCUUUCAGAACCUCACGAGUUUGGAACGUCUGAUUGUAGACGGGAAUCUCCUGACCAACAAGGGCAUUGCCGAGGGCACCUUCAGCCAUCUCACCAAGCUCAAGGAGUUUUCAAUCAUACGGAAUUCACUCUCCCGCCCCCCUCCUGAUCUCCCAGGUACGCAUCUGAUCAGGCUCUAUUUGCAGGACAACCAGAUAAACCACAUCCCGUUGACAGCCUUCUCAAAUCUCCGUAAGCUGGAACGGCUGGAUAUAUCCAACAACCAACUGCGAAUGUUGACUCAAGGGGUCUUUGACAACCUCUCCAACCUGAAGCAGCUCACUGCUCGGAAUAACCCUUGGUUUUGUGACUGCAGUAUUAAAUGGGUCACAGAAUGGCUCAAAUACAUCCCUUCAUCUCUCAACGUGCGGGGUUUUAUGUGCCAAGGUCCUGAGCAAGUCCGGGGGAUGGCUGUCAGGGAGUUGAAUAUGAAUCUUUUGUCAUGUCCCACCACAACCCCUGGCCUGCCUGUCUUUACCCCAGCCCCAAGUACAGUGUCUCCAACCACUGAGCUUCCCACGCUCUCUGUUCCAACACCUAGCAAAAGUGAUACACCUCUGACUCCUACCACAUCAAAACUUCCCACGAUACCCGACUGGGAUGGCAGAGAGAGAGUGACCCCACCAAUUUCUGAACGGAUUCAACUUUCCAUCCGUUUUGUGAAUGAUACUUCCAUUCAAGUCAGCUGGCUCUCUCUCUUUACUGUGAUGGCAUACAAACUCACUUGGGUGAAAAUGGGCCACAGUUUAGUAGGAGGCAUUGUUCAGGAACGCAUAGUCAGUGGUGAGAAGCAACAUCUGAGCCUGGUUAAUUUAGAGCCCAAAUCCACCUAUCGGAUUUGUUUAGUGCCACUGGAUGCUUUUAACUACCGAGCUGCAGAAGAUACCAUUUGUUCUGAGGCCACUACCCAUGCCUCCUAUUUGAACAACGGCAGCAACACCGCUUCCAGCCACGAGCAGACAACUUCCCACAGCAUGGGCUCCCCCUUUCUGCUGGCAGGCUUGAUUGGGGGUGCCGUAAUAUUUGUGCUCGUGGUCUUGCUCAGCAUCUUUUGCUGGCACAUGCACAAAAAGGGGCGCUACACCUCCCAGAAGUGGAAAUACAACCGGGGCCGACGGAAAGACGACUAUUGCGAGGCAGGCACCAAGAAGGACAACUCCAUCCUGGAGAUGACAGAAACCAGUUUUCAGAUCGUCUCCUUAAAUAACGAUCAGCUCCUUAAAGGAGAUUUCAGACUGCAACCCAUUUACACCCCAAACGGGGGAAUUAAUUACACAGACUGCCAUAUCCCCAACAACAUGCGAUACUGCAACAGCAGUGUGCCAGACCUGGAACACUGCCAUACGUGACAGCCAGAGGUUCGGCGUUCCCAAGGUGGACAG